Messenger RNA from Funneliformis caledonium, 916 nucleotides. Lineage: Eukaryota; Fungi; Glomeromycota; Glomeromycetes; Glomerales; Glomeraceae. The record is from the annotation of a GenBank genome assembly.
AUGAGUCACGAACUAAACGAAGAUAUUAAUGAGGAGGAGACAUGUGAAGAAGAAACUUCCUGUUAUACACCAAUUCAAAAACUUGAGGAAUUUGGUAUUAACGCGUCGGACAUUAAAAAACUUACAGAGAGCGGUUUUCAUACGGUUCAAUCUGUAGCGUUUUCCCCACGAAAAGUUUUGCUAAACAUUAAAGGAAUUUCAGAAGCCAAAGUAGAUAAAAUUCAAGGAGAAGCCUACAAGCUAUCACCAAUGGGUUUUCUCACAGCAACAGAAAUCCAGGCAAAAAGACGCGAUAACCUUUUUAUAACGACGGGAUCAAAAGAGUUGGAUAAACUUCUUGGAGGUGGUAUUGAAACUGGAUCAAUCACUGAAAUAUUUGGGGAGUUUAGGACUGGAAAGUCUCAAAUUUGUCAUACAUUAUCUGUAGCAUGUCAGCUUCCCAUUGAAUAUAACGGUGCCGAGGGAAGAUGCAUCUAUAUCGACACUGAAGGUACUUUCCGUCCUGAAAGAUUGGUGGCCAUGGCAGAAAGAUUCGGAUUGGUCGGUGAUGAAACUUUGGACAAUGUAGCUAUUGCGAGAGCUUAUAAUACUGAUCAUCAGAUGAAUCUUUUGGUACAUGCCGCUGGCAUGAUGGCGGAAUCGAGAUUUGCUUUGUUAAUUGUCGAUAGUGUUACAGCGUUAUACAGAACAGAUUUCUCUGGUCGUGGGGAACUUGCUGCGCGUCAAAUGCAUUUGGCCAAAUUCUUGCGAUAUCUUCAGCGUUUAGCUGAUGAGUUCGGAAUUGCUGUUGUUAUAACAAAUCAAGUUGUAGCCAGUGUUGACGGUGCUGCUAGCAUGUUUGGUGGUGAUACAAAGAAACCCAUUGGAGGAAAUAUUAUUGCCCACACUUCCACCACAAGGCUUUAUUUGCGUAAAG